This is a messenger RNA of Dothidotthia symphoricarpi CBS 119687, 1001 nucleotides long. RefSeq lists its product as uncharacterized. The transcript has 2 exons. The record is from RefSeq and is a predicted model, not a curated record. NCBI's taxonomy places the organism in Eukaryota, Fungi, Ascomycota, Dothideomycetes, Pleosporales, Dothidotthiaceae. Bases 221 to 790 code for a protein of 189 amino acids.
AAAUCGAUCUGAACACUUUUGUACUGCCAUGGCAAACACGAACAGCCCCAAGCCAGGGCCUUCCCGUUUCCUCGAGCUUCCUGCAGAGCUACGUAACCGCAUCUACGAGUUCGCGGUGCACGCGAAUUCAUGGUCAUAAUGUACGAUACUUACACGCAAUGCGCCCAUCAGUCUCCUCUGGGAGUGCUGCGAAACCGAGCCAGGGAGACUGAGAUAUAACAUGGCUCUGAUGCAGGUCUGUCGUCAGAUCCGUAGCGAGUUCAAACCCAUGUUCAUGGGACGCUGGCGACGUGAAACGGUGAAGAUCUGCGCGACUGAGCUGAGCGAAUACAUUGAGACUUUCUACGACGAGCAAGAAAAGCUUCAGGGAUGCCCUGGAUACAUCGAUUUUUACUUGGACGAAGAAUCACACGCUUCAGAUGUCCAAAGCUUUUGGGAAUUCGACUUCACAUCGGCUCUUCAAAUGAUCUGUAGGAAUCCGGAGUUCAAACUUAAUCCUUGCAAAAUCGGGUACGACUGGAUUGGGUCACAAACCUGUUACGCGAUGAAGGCAUUCAUGGAAUUUUGUAAAGCGGAUACACGAGAUUGUUUGGUAAACGGUAGUGUCAAAACCGUUACCAUCGACUGGAGUGGCAGACUUAUAUACGACUUUCCUCUGAUCAAGGUUGAAAUGUUGCAGGAGGACUUAUCUCGCUUGCAAAACGAGUUUGCGACAUUCUUGUUGAAUCAUGAGGAGCACAGAACAUCUGUCUCCCCAGAAACCCUCCUUCUCAUCGCGGUUCCAACAUGAAGUUUAUGAAAAAUGAAGAGUUUGAGGCGCAUCAGUUGUUCCAAGCUGAACCUAUUCUUAGUUAGCUUUUCAUACUGCCGAGAACGACGCCGAAAACAGCGGGAUAUGCACAUAGGACGCCAUGGUUCGUAGAUGGAACCUCCAUAUUCGAACUCAGAGUCGCAUGUCGGUGAGGUCUAAAACUCUGCCACAGAACGGAAUCGCAGCGAAG